GCAACCAUCUACUUUUUAAAAUUUAUUUAUAUACUAUUUGGAAUAGUUCAAGUUAUUAGUUGGUUUGCAUAUUUAUAUUAUUGUAGAUGGGGUUAUUUAUAGUACAUGUGCCUUAGAAAGGUUAAGUUUUUGUUAUUGAGUAGGUUGCAGACCAAGUUCUACUGUGUGUUGAAGUUAAUAUUGUUGAAAGAAACAUGUCGAAUAAAGAACCAGGACUUAUCUCACUAGAAUACAAGAAUGUUCGAGCUGGAAAAGAACUUGAUACCACCUGGACCUACAAGAAAUUCCAAGAAAACUUUAGAGUCGUGAUAGUGCGCUGCGAAAAUUAUGAAAUGGAAUUCGAUUUGAUUGGGAUUCAUCCAUUCCUUGCAAAUGCCUUCCGUAGAAUUAUGAUCUCUGAUGUACCAACAAUGGCAAUAGAGAAAGUGCACAUUUAUAAUAACACAUCAGUAAUGCAGGACGAAAUAUUGGCACACAGAUUGGGAUUGGUGCCAUUGAAAGCAGACCCAGGAUUAUUUGAAUUUAAAGAAAGCGAAACAUCUGAGGCUACUGCUCAAGAUACACUGCAAUUUGAGCUAAAAAUGAAGUGUUCUAAAAAUAAAGAAAAUAAGGAUUCAUCCAGGCACGACGACAUUUAUAAGAAUCACCAUGUUUUGUCUAAGCAUAUUAAGUGGAUGCCCAUUGGGAAUCAGGCAGAGUUACACAAGGAAGAGAAUAUUAGGCCUAUCCAUGAUGAUAUAUCGCUUUUGAAAAUGAGGCCUGGGCAUGAGAUUGAUUUGCAGAUGUUUGCUGUUAAAGGCACAGGAAGGGAUCAUGCGAAAUUUUCGCCAGUCGCUACUGCGUUUUACCGCCUCUUGCCGGAUAUCAAAUUAACCAGAACAGUGGAAGGCGAACAGGCCGAAAGAUUGCAGAAAUGUUUUUCGCCAGGUGUGAUAGCAUUGAGGAAAUCUGAAGGGAAAUGCGUGGCAGUCGUCAACGAUUCUAGAUACGAUAUGUGCAGUAGGAAUGUGUUCAAGCACGAUGAUUUGAAAGACUCAGUUGUGAUGGGAAGAAUAGAGGAUCAUUUCAUAUUUACCAUUGAAUCAGUGGGCAAUUUGAAAUCGCACCAAAUAUUCAAAGAGGCAAUAAACAUCCUCAAGAAGAAAUGUAAGACCUUGCUAGACGAAAUCGAUAUUUCCAACUAAAUGUAUUUAACAAAUCUGAUCACUUUUAAUCAUAUAAAAACAUAAAAUAUAAAUAAUA
Molecule: messenger RNA, 1242 nt
Organism: Nicrophorus vespilloides
Lineage: Eukaryota; Metazoa; Arthropoda; Insecta; Coleoptera; Silphidae
Gene: Polr1C
Product: DNA-directed RNA polymerases I and III subunit RPAC1
Exons: 5
Coding region: 195-1184 (329 amino acids)
Biological process (GO): DNA-templated transcription
Cellular component (GO): RNA polymerase I complex; RNA polymerase III complex
Molecular function (GO): DNA binding; protein dimerization activity
Source: RefSeq, a predicted model, not a curated record